CUCUACAAUACAACACUUUGUUGGUACUGAGCAGGUAGGUAUCUAGAUACAUAUCCGUACCACGACCCCCUAUAAGAUAGAUCCGGGGACGUCACCAAUUCAUAAUUUGGUGACGUCCCCGGACCUAUCAUCCUUCCAACCCUCAAGCCAAAGCAAACCGUCUCUCCCCGCCCCCCUUAAAAAACGCCCGAGCACAGGAUGACGAGUCAGCCCACCGCGGCAGACGCACCAGGCAAGGGCGGCCCCGCAACCCCAGCAGACGACCCCUCCAACGUCGCCCGUCUGCUGUCGUUCUGGUUCGACCACGACCAUCCCGAGGGGCUGGCGAAAUGGUUCAAGCCGUCGCCCGCCGCGGACGCCGAGUGUGAGCCGUGGAUACCGCUCGUAGAGGCGGCGCGAGCAGGGGCGCUCGACGCGUGGGCGCGGACGCCGGACGGGACGCUGGCGCUGCUGCUGUUGCUGGACCAGGUGCCGCGGAACGUGUACAGGGGGACGUCGGCGGCGUACGCGUCGGAGGGCGCGGCGUUCGACCGCCAGAUGUUCUUCUACCUGCCGCUCAUGCAUGCCGCCGAGGCCAUGCUCGCGUAGGUCGGCUGCCUCGGCCUGUACCAGGGCUUGGCAGCGCGAGCCGAGCCGGGAUCCGCUGUGCGCGAGAUGCUCGACGGCGUCCUCGGCAUGUGCCAGGUCCACGUCGACAUCGUCCGCCGCUUCCCGGGCCGUAAUGCGGCGCUCGGGCGCGAGAGCACCGGUGAGGAACUAGUGUUCUUGCGGCCGACGGGUUUUUAUGUAGCCUCCUACUCAGGUGUCAAAGGCGUAGGUCCCGCUGACAUGGUCAUGGAGUUUUUCAGAAGGAAAAGGGGGACGGGGCUAUCACUUGGCGGGAGGCCCCCUUACUGCAUAGAUGACAGAGAACUCGCUUAAGUAGAGAAUAAUAUUCCAUAACGUAGAGCAGCUGCUCAAGGCCGAGCAUUCAGAGUUUCACG
Molecule: messenger RNA, 983 nt
Organism: Annulohypoxylon truncatum
Lineage: Eukaryota; Fungi; Ascomycota; Sordariomycetes; Xylariales; Hypoxylaceae
Exons: 2
Coding region: 199-588 (129 amino acids)
Molecular function (GO): protein binding
Source: RefSeq, a predicted model, not a curated record